Messenger RNA from Melozone crissalis (California towhee), 3429 nucleotides. RefSeq names its product regulator of G protein signaling 3 (gene RGS3). The transcript is spliced from 16 exons. The record is from RefSeq and is a predicted model, not a curated record. Bases 11 to 2410 code for a protein of 799 amino acids. Gene Ontology annotation, molecular function: protein binding. Gene Ontology annotation, cellular component: plasma membrane; nucleus. Gene Ontology annotation, biological process: signal transduction. Lineage: Eukaryota; Metazoa; Chordata; Aves; Passeriformes; Passerellidae.
GGGCACAGCCAUGAACCGCUUCCAUGGGCUCUGCAAGGUGUGCUCGGAGCCGCGGUACCGGCAGAUCACCAUCCCUCGGGGCACUGACGGCUUUGGCUUCACCAUUUGCUGCGAUGCCCCAGUCCGUGUGCAGGCUGUGGACUCUGGUGGCCCAGCAGAGAAGGCAGGGCUGCAGCAGCUGGACACGGUGCUGCAGCUGAACGAGCAGCCUGUGGAGCACUGGAAAUGUGUGGAGCUGGCCCACGAAAUCCGGAACUGUCCCUCGGAGAUCAUCCUGCUGGUGUGGAGGCUGGUGCCGCAGGUGAAGCCGGCCCACGAGGCCAUGCCCCGCCGCUCCUCCUGCAAAUCCGCCUACGACCUGCAGUCCCCGCCGCAGAAGCGGGAGAAGAGCGGCCCCGCGCAGGCCGAGCAGCGCCGCAGCUGCCACAUCCUGUACGACGGCACCGAGGGGCUGGGGCUGCACUCCUGGGACAGGUACACGGAGCUGGGCAAGCGGGGCCCGAACACCCUGCCCGCCCUGUCCCGGGUGCCCUCGGCUGCCGACCAGAACUACAUCAUCCUGGCGCCGCUGAACCCCGGCAGCCAGCUGCUGAGGCCCGUGUACCAGGAGGACAGCACCGCUGUGGGAAAUGGCUCCAAAGGGAAAUCCCACACGGGCUCUGGGAGGAAAUCCAGGCUGAUGAAGACUGUGCAGAGCAUGAAGAGCUAUGGGAACUACCAGAACUGCACCAUCGUGAGGCCGCACAUCCCCCAUUCCUACGGCACCUACGUGACCCUGGCCCCCAAAGUGCUGGUGUUCCCCAUCUUUGUGCAGCCCCUGGAUCUUUGCAACCCAGCCCGGACUCUGCUGCUGUCGGAGGAGCUGCUCCUUCUCGAGAGCAGGAACAGAACCACACAGGUGACUCUCUUUGUCUACUCCGACCUGCUGCUCUUCACCAAGGAGGACGAGCCCGGGCGCUGCAACGUGCUGAGGAACCCUCUGUACCUGCACAGUGUCAAGCUCCAGGAGGGUUCAGAAGAUCGCAAGUUCUGCAUCCUUUACCUGGCAGAGAAGUCGGAGUGCUUAUUAAGUUUGGAGGCUUACUCCCAGGAGCAGAAGAAGAGGAUCUGCUGGUGUCUGGCUGAGAACAUCACCAAGCAGCAACAUCCGGCAGCGGCUCCUACGGAGAGCAAGAUGCUGGAGACGGACGCCGAGAAGCCGGGGCAGAUGCCCUCGGAGGAUGGGAAGGCAGCAGUGGGUGAUGCCCCUCUGGCUGCCAAGGCAGCGGCUCUGGCCGAGCCCUGGGACGCUCUGGGGGCCACCCAGGCUCCUCUCCCGGCAGAAAAGCAGCCGGUGGCCACGGCAAAGGGAGAGGAGCAGCCCGGCCCCCUGCCCGCCUUUGUGAUCCCCGAGCUGCGGCUGGACAGCACCUUCAGCCAGAGCGCCGCGGGCACGGGCGGCGCCACGGACGGCGAGGACGAGGAGGAGGAUGAGGAGGAAGAUGAGGACGAGGAGGACGAGGAGGAGGAGGAGGACAGCGACGAGCAGUACCUGGAGAGGAACGAGCUGAAGCGCAGCAGCAUGAUCGAGACGGGCGGGCAGGCCGGCUACACCCUGAGCGUGCAGGGCUCGCUGCGGCGCCGCACGCACAGCGAGGGCAGCCUCCUGCAGGAGAGCAAGGGCCACUGCUUCACCUCCGACACCACCCUGCACUGCCCCGACAGCCAGGGCACCGCCGCACGCUGGGCCCUGCCCUCCCCCAGGACCCUCAAGAAGGAGCUGGUCAAGAACGGCGGCUCCAUCCACCAGCUCACCAUGCUCUUCUCGGGCCACAGGAAGCUGAGUGGAGCAGACCCCGAGUGCAGCUGUGACGAAGGGGACGAGACCUCCCGCAAGAAGCGCAGCAAGAGCCUAGCCAAGGACAUGAAGAACCGCCUGGGGAUUUUUCGGCGGCGGAACGAGUCCCCCGGAGCCAACCCUUCGGGCAAGCUGGACAAAGUGCUCAAAUCGCUCAAGCCCACUCCUGAGGAAGCACUCAAAUGGGGGGAUUCUCUGGAGAAGCUGCUGCUGCACAAAUACGGGCUCGCUGCCUUCAGGGCCUUCCUGCGCACCGAGUUCAGCGAGGAGAACCUGGAGUUCUGGCUGGCCUGUGAGGAGUUCAAGAAGAUCAAAUCCCAGUCCAAGAUGGUGUCCAAGGCCAAGAAGAUCUUUGCUGAGUACAUUGCCAUCCAGUCCUGCAAGGAGGUCAACCUGGACUCCUACACACGGGAGCACACCAAGGAGAACCUGCAGAACAUCACCCGCAGCUGCUUCGACCUGGCACAGAAGAGGAUUUAUGGGCUCAUGGAGAAGGACUCGUACCCUCGCUUCCUCCGCUCCGACCUCUACUUGGACAUAAUCAACCAGAAGAAGGGCAGCUCCCCGCUGUAGGCCCAAGGACUGUCUGGGGCAGGCUGGGAGCUGUGUGUUUACAUGGAAUUGGGCAGUGGAGGCCUUCCCAGGAGCUGGUGGGAGCUCGCUGUGCUGCUCGUGCCCCAGGCCGUACGGACAGGGGGCAGCUGAAGGAACUGAGCCGGGCAGGCUGGCACUGCUGCAGCCCCACCAUCGCUGGUACGACGCCUUCGGGGUGGCCCCGGCGUGGAUUUAGCCUGGAGGGAAGCUCCCACAAGAUACUGUGAAGCACCUGCCCCAGCCAGGAGCGUUGCUGGAAGGUGGAGAGUGAGCCCAGCUCGGCAAGGAGGGGAUCUUGUGCAGGGCUCUGGCAGGGGGACAGCAGCACCGACACAGAUGUGGUCCUGGAUUAAAGCCUUGUGAACUGGAGCAGUCCCGGGAUGCUGCUGUGCUUCCCUGUGGGCCUCCUCCUUCCCUCCUGGGGCCUCUGGCAGGAGCCCGGCGCUUCCUUGGCUCGUGGUGGGUCCCCCUGGAGCAGCGAGAGCCGGGCCCUUGCCCUGUGCUGGAGGGUGCCAAGCACCCCCUCCUGCCCUCACCCCUGGUUUAUUUAUUGCCCUCCUGUAGCUGGACACGUUGCUGUGUGCUAGGAAAGCCCCGUGUCCUCCCCGUCCCCAAGUUACAAGUGCAAUAUUUGUGUGUGUCGCGGCCGAUUCUCUGGCGGAGUGGAUGCCUUUUUCUUUUUGCAGGUGUGUAGAUUUUGUAAGGUAGCAGGUUUUGUGUGCCAGACCCAUUCCCUGGCAGCGGGCCGCUGGGGGAGCCUGGUGUAAAUAUCAAUUACUGAUGCCCUGACGACGGAGGGUUUGGUGGUGGAGGAAAGCAGAAAAGCAACUCUGAGCAGCAGCCGCUCUCCUGACUCUGGAUAACAAUGCUGUGUUGGGAAGCAGGGGUUCCUGCUGGCCCUGGCAGGGCAGGGUGCACUGCCUGCCUCCCAGUUUACAGUGCAAAGCAUCUCUGCAGCUAGAAACAAACCUACAUUGUCAUGGUCAUAGGUAAAUAAA